This is a messenger RNA of Wallemia ichthyophaga EXF-994, 978 nucleotides long. RefSeq names its product Protein GCY. Gene Ontology annotation, molecular function: aldose reductase (NADPH) activity. The record is from RefSeq and is a predicted model, not a curated record. Lineage: Eukaryota; Fungi; Basidiomycota; Wallemiomycetes; Wallemiales; Wallemiaceae. The coding region runs from base 1 to 978 and encodes 325 amino acids. The transcript is spliced from 4 exons. Gene Ontology annotation, cellular component: cytosol.
AUGAUUACUCACACGCAAACUCUCACUCUCAAAGGAAGCGCACCAGCCGUUCAGCCGCCUCUUUUUGAGCUCAACGACGGAAAGCACAUCCCUUCAAUCGGUUAUGGCACGUACAAGGCUAGUGCUGAAGAGGUUUAUGAAUGUGUCAAGAAGGCUCUUCAUGCUGGCGCUAGACAUAUCGACUCAGCACACUGCUAUGGUAAUGGCAAGUCGAUGGCCAAUGCCAUUAGAGACUCUGGUGUACCCCGCCAAGAAAUCUUCAUCACGUCGAAGCUUUGGGGCACAUACCACACCCGAGUCGAACAAGGUGUCGACGACAUUAUAGCGGAGAUGGGCGAAGGUAUUGACUACCUCGACCUCCUCCUUAUGCACUACCCCGUCGCUCUCAAUCCAGACGGCAACGAUAAAAAAUACCCUACAAAACCUUCAGGAGAGCGAGACGUGCUCCUUGACAGAAAGCUCGAAGACACAUGGGAGCAACUCGAAGAUACCGUACUGUCAACCAACAAGGUCAGAUCCAUCGGGUUGAGCAACUGCAGCAAGCCAAAGAUGGAGACAAUCCUCGGUUCUCCAAAACUGCGUCUCAAGCCGGCUGUCAAUCAGGUCGAGAUUCACCCAUAUCUCCCUGAACAUGAACUUGUCAACUACGCCAAAGAGAACAAUGUGCUGGUUCAAGCAUACUGUCCAAACGGCGGAAGCGGCUCACCAGUGCUGACCAAUCCAACCCUUCAGCACAUCGCUGCAAGACACGGCGCUAAUGUCGGCCAAGUCAUUCUCAGCUGGCUCGUGCUUGCUAGAGGAAUCAGCGCACUACCAAAGUCGUACAACGAGGAAAGAAUCAAAAGUAACCUCGUGUUGACUCACCUUUCUCAACAAGAAAUAGACGCUAUUGAAGCAAUCAGCAAGACACACCAUCAGCGCAACUUCAAGGCUGAUUGGGGACCAGGUGUCAAAAUGGGCUUUGCUGACUACGAUUAA